AUGUUCUAUAUUUCUGAUUGCGCGCCGGGGAUUGAGGGGGAAAGGGCACGCAAGGCGCCGCAGCGUAUCUCCAUAAUGAGCGCAUCAUGGGCCGUCGGCCUGAUCAUUGGCGGACCUGUUGGAAGUGCUUUUUCGGAGCGGGUUACCUGGCGAUGGGCGUUCCUAUUGAACUUACCCUGUGUUGGAGCAACUCUGAUCCUUGCAUGCAUUUGCGUCCCGAAGGGGGAGGUUUUGCCAGACGACGAAGCACCCCUUCGGUGUCGGUGGAAUCAAUUCGUACUGGCUCAGAUUCUGCUGAACAUGGCCGUGCCUGUCUUGCUAGCCCUCGGUCUAACAUUCUCUGGCAGUGUCUGGCAUUGGGACUCACAUCCCACGCUGGCUAUUUGGAUAGCCUCCGGAGUCGUUUCACUACUCUGGGUGUUAUAUCUGUGGGCGAAGAUCGAUUGGGCUGGUCUCGUCCGCAGUGGCUGGCCCAAUCUGCGCAUCUGGUCGCUGUGGGUUUGCUCGGCCUGCGCCGGAGCUUCUUAUGCAGUCGCACUUUAUUACUUUCCACUCUACUUCGCCUUUGCCAAAGGCGCAGAUGCACUGCAACAGACCCUUUGGGUUCUACCGUUCGUCCUGACUUUCAUCACUUCUGUUGCUAUUACUGGUCAGCUACUGCCCGUCUUUGCGGCGCAUAAGGUCAUUCUGGUUAUAUUCGCUGUGGGUGGCGCAAUAGUCACCACGGCUGGCGGGACAUUGGCAGCAAUACUCAAUCGGGAGACGCCGACCGCGCACCUUGUUGGCUUUCAGAUUUUAAUGGGUUCCGGCGUUGGCCUUCAGUUCCAACACGGCAUCGGUAUCUGCAAUGCGAUGAAGAGGUCCGCAAACAAGCUUGCCCGGCUUGAUAGUAUCUUCAUGUGUAAUCUUGCCCAAAUGGGGGGCAUUGCCAUCACUCUGGCGGCCGCGGGAAGUAUCUUCCAGAACGUGGGUUACCGGCUUCUGGCGCGGAGCUUACGCACAGCAUUAACAGAAGAGCAAAUUCGGGCGUUACUUGCCGGCAAUUCCCUCAAGUCGCAGGAUCCAGCUCUGCUGCAAGCAGCUGCGGAUAUUGUGUCCAAGGUGAUAGCCAAGGAAUUUUACGUAGUGGCUGGGGCUGGUGGGUUGUGUUUCCUGAGCGGCCUACUAUUUUUGAUAAGCAUGAGGCGCGAGGACAUUAAUUUUAAGCAGCCACUUCAGGUUGCCGAGACUAGUGAGAACAGUACCUAA
Molecule: messenger RNA, 1248 nt
Organism: Metarhizium robertsii ARSEF 23
Lineage: Eukaryota; Fungi; Ascomycota; Sordariomycetes; Hypocreales; Clavicipitaceae
Product: poly(ADP)-ribose polymerase
Exons: 1
Coding region: 1-1248 (415 amino acids)
Biological process (GO): transmembrane transport
Molecular function (GO): transmembrane transporter activity
Source: RefSeq, a predicted model, not a curated record